Molecule: messenger RNA, 648 nt
Organism: Ophidiomyces ophidiicola
Lineage: Eukaryota; Fungi; Ascomycota; Eurotiomycetes; Onygenales; Onygenaceae
Gene: SEC22
Product: SNAP receptor
Exons: 5
Coding region: 1-648 (215 amino acids)
Biological process (GO): retrograde vesicle-mediated transport, Golgi to endoplasmic reticulum; vesicle fusion with Golgi apparatus; endoplasmic reticulum to Golgi vesicle-mediated transport
Cellular component (GO): endoplasmic reticulum-Golgi intermediate compartment; SNARE complex; Golgi membrane
Molecular function (GO): SNAP receptor activity
Source: RefSeq, a predicted model, not a curated record
AUGGUUAAAUCAACUCAAAUCUCAAGACUUGAUGGUCUCAUGCUGUCUGCAUCUGUGGACGACGAACAGGCAGAGGCCCAACUAUCUGAAAUCAAGGGCCAGGCAAAAAUAAUAUUUCGUCGGCUGAAUAGCAAUUCUGAACCAGAAGCUAGCAUUGAAUCUGGGGAAUAUAAUCUACACUACAUAAUCAAAAGCGACAUCUGCUUCCUAUGUAUCGCUGAUCGCUCGUAUCCUCGAAAGCUUGCAUUCGCUUAUUUAGCGGAUAUCGCAGAUGAGUUUACGACUACAUACCCGCCAACCCAGUAUCUUUCCUCCAACCUCCGGCCUUACGCUUUUGUGGAGUUCGAGACUACCCUUCAGCGCAAGAAGAAACAAUAUCAAGAUAGUCGCGCGUCGGCAAAUCUUGACAAAUUGAAUGAUGAACUGAAAGACGUAACCAAAGUCAUGACUAAGAAUAUAGAAGACCUUCUUUAUCGCGGUGACAGUCUAGAGCGCAUGGGAGAGAUGUCGGGAAGAUUAAGAGAAGAUAGUCGCAAAUACCGCAAGGCUGCAGUAAGAAUUAAUUGGGAGCUCCUUUUGAAACAGUACGGCCCCUUUGGCGCCGUCGGUCUUCUUAUCUUCAUUCUCCUUUGGUGGCGCUUCUUCUAA